This is a messenger RNA of Plutella xylostella (diamondback moth), 4041 nucleotides long. RefSeq names its product structure specific recognition protein (gene Ssrp). Gene Ontology annotation, biological process: regulation of chromatin organization. The record is from RefSeq and is a predicted model, not a curated record. Gene Ontology annotation, molecular function: DNA binding; histone binding; nucleosome binding. Lineage: Eukaryota; Metazoa; Arthropoda; Insecta; Lepidoptera; Plutellidae. Gene Ontology annotation, cellular component: FACT complex; nucleus.
UUGAACGGAGAGGAAGAGGCAAAAGCGUGUUUUACUUUUAUUUUCGAAAAUUCUAUUCUAAUAAAUAUAAUUCGAAUAACUGAAUAAUUUCGUCAGUAAUUUAACAUGGAGUUUCUCGAGUACAAUGAUAUAUCGGCAGAAAUUAAAGGGGCCAUGGUUCCCGGAAGAAUUAAGAUGACUGAUCAAAAUAUAGUAUUCAAAAACAGUAAGACCGGCAAAGUUGAACAAAUAUCUGCCAACGAUAUUGAGUUGGUAAACUUUCAAAAGUUUAUUGGCUCUUGGGGUCUGAGAAUAUUUAUGAAGAAUGGAACUUUGCAUCGCUAUGGAGGGUUCAAAGAAGGAGAGCAAGAGAAAGUGGCGAAAUUCUUCAAAUCCAGCUACAACAAGGACAUGCUAGAGAAGGAGCUGUCCCUGAAGGGGUGGAACUGGGGUACGGCCAAGUUCAAUGGGGCGCUGCUGAGCUUCAAUGUGGGCACUAACACCGCAUUCGAGAUCCCACUGCAUUAUGUGUCGCAGUGCAACACCGGCAAGAACGAAGUCACCUUGGAGUUCCAUCAGAACGACGACACCCCAGUCUCCCUGAUGGAGAUGCGGUUCCACAUCCCGACAAGCGAGCUGGCGGGCGACAUGGACGCCGUGGACGCCUUCCACCAGCAGGUCAUGACCAAGGCCAGCGUCAUCUCCGUGUCUGGGGAUGCUAUUGCUAUAUUCAGGGAGCUGCAGUGUCUUACGCCUCGUGGUCGCUACGACAUCAAAGUGUUCCAAACGUUCUUCCAACUGCACGGUAAAACCUUCGACUACAAGAUCCCGAUGUCGACAGUUCUGCGACUGUUCCUACUACCUCACAAGGACACCCGGCAGAUGUUCUUCGUGGUCUCCCUGGACCCUCCCAUCAAGCAGGGACAGACGAGGUACCACUACCUGGUGCUGCUGUUUGGAGUUGAAGAGGAGACCAGUUUGGAACUGCCGUUUACUGAAGAGGAAUUGAAAGAGAAAUACGAGGGCAAGAUCACGAAGGAGCUGUCGGGCCCCACGUACGAGGUGCUGGCCAAGAUCAUGAAGGUCAUCAUCAACAGGCGUGUCACUGGACCAGGAGACUUUUUAGGGCACCACAAGACGCCGGCCAUCGCGUGCUCCUACAAGGCGGCGGCGGGCUACCUGUACCCGCUGGAGAAGGGGUUCAUCUACGUGCACAAGCCGCCCGUGCACAUCCGCUUCGAGGAGAUCGCCUCCGUCAACUUCGCUAGAGGGGGCGCUUCUAGCACCAAGUCGUUCGACUUCGAGAUCGCGGUGAAGCAGGGCGCGGUGCACACGUUCAGCAGCAUCGAGAAGGGCGAGUACGACAAGCUCUUCAACUACAUCACCGCCAAGAAGCUGCACGUCAAGAACACCGGCAAGAAUGACAAGGCGUUAUACGAUGACGACUUCGGCGACAGUGACACGGAGAAGGAGCCCGAUGCGUACCUCGAGCGAGUCAAGGCCGAGGCCAAGGAGCGCGCGAGCAGUGAUGAUGAUGAUGAUGAGAGCACUGAUGAGGACUUCAACCCGGAUAAGCAGAACGAGAGCGACGUGGCUGAGGAAUACGACACGAACCCCUCAUCUUCAGAGGAGUCGGACGCGUCCGGCGCCUCCGGAGACAGCAAGAAGGAGAAAAAGAAGGAGAAGAAACCAAAGAAGGCCAAGACUAUUUCGGAGCCAGCAACGCGCAAGAAAAAGGACAAGUCCAAGAAGCGCGAGAAGGACGCCAACGCGCCCAAGCGCCCGUCCACCGCGUUCAUGCUGUGGCUCAACGAGAACCGCAAGGGCAUCCUCGAGGACAACCCCGGGAUCAAGGUCACCGAGGUCGCCAAGAAGGGGGGCGAGCUGUGGCGCGACCUCAAGGAUAAGUCGGAAUGGGAGGAGAAGGCGAGCAAGGCGAAGGAGGAGUACAACAAGGCGAUGGACAAGUACAAGGAGAGCGGCGCCGCCGCAGAGUUCAAGGAGAAGAAGAAACAGGCCGAUAAGGAGCGCAAGCAAGCCGACAAGAAGUCCAAAGCCCCUAGCAAGAAGUCUUCAGCGGCCAAGCCCAACACCAGCGGCUCGGGCGCCAAGUUCACCAGCCGCGAGUACAUCGACGAUGACGACUCUAGUUCAUCAGAUGAUGAUAAGGAGAAGGAUAAGAAGAAAGAGAAAAAGGAUAGCAAGGAGAGCAAAGAAACUAAAAAGAAGGCGAAGAGUUCCUCAUCAGAAGCCUCAGAGGAAGAGGCUUCGGGCAGCGGCAGUGGCAGCGGCAGCGAUUAGGUUACAUACUAUAGGUACUAGCUUUAAACCACAACACACCCUGGGAAAUAUGUUCCACUUUCAAAUGAAAACAGAGAUUAAGAUUAACCCUAUUCCAGGUAUCGUAUUUCUGCUAACUUGGCGUUUUCAAAGCUAAGUAUACUUAUAGUGAAUGGAGUAAAGUAUCGCAUGGUGUCAACCUGUUAAUGGCUACUUCUAACUAUACUGAGUCUUGUAAUUUUGAUGCUCGGCUUACGUGUGAUUGUCGAGGUAGUACUAAUUCACAGUUUUAAAAACGCUAAAAUAAGAGGAAUACGCAACCGGCUUUGAAAAUGAAAUGUAUGGGCCAACAACAAACAUGAUGCCAUGUUUGGGUGCGCUCAUGUUUAGAUUGUUUGUUUGUCCAAAGCAACAAGUGUGUUUCUUAUUUUUAUGUUACGGUCAGCUUUAUAAUAGGUAUAAGUAGCUAUACAUACACUUUUGUACAUGUACAAAGCGCGUAUUAGUUCAAUUAAACAUUGAGUAAGUUAGUUUUUGACCAUAAAAUAUACCUACAUAAUAUGUGUAUAGCUACUUAUAUGUAAAAAGCUGACUGGACCUACAACUAUGAGGUUUUCCCCCAAAUAAACUGUACUUGCUUUACACGAUGCAAGAUUGAACAUUACAGCUAAGUAGGUAUGAUUAGAUUGUUAACCUUAAGUUACUUAUGUGUUUAUGAUUAAGUUUAUGAGUAAGUUAUGUUAUGUUUAUGAGUAAGUUAGUGUCAUAAUUAAAGAAAAUAUUGUUACAAAUAGUACUCUAAUUUUAAUCUUAGUUUGUCCCAAUUCACAUGUCGUAUACUGGUGUAUAGUUGAAGCGGGGUUUCCACAAUAAAAGCAUUCUCAGUCCAUGGAUCAAAAUAGAUGAACAAGAUCCGAUUCCAAUGAUUAGCUAUGGUUUAAUCCGAGAGCACUCGGAUUGCAUGUUUGCACGAUACGAAUAGCAUCUUAAGUGCCAAUUUCUCCAUAGUCGGUUAUCUAACCGACAGGGAUUGAUUUAUGAAUUAAUCGUCAUCUCCAUAUAAAAUUCAUGACAGAUGUGUCAAAAAUCAACCACUACUCCCUGGUUAUGGAGAAAUUGGAACUAAAAUCGCUGGGCCCGAGCGUACUGUUACAAUGGAAACACUGUCAUUUUCAGAAAUAUAUAAACAGCCUUUAUAGUAUAACUUGUUUUAUAUAAGUAUUUUCUAGUGAUCGAAUAAGUUGUUUGUUUGAACAAUUAAUGCGAUCAUGCGAUGUCAUGAAAUAUGAUUCCCUACUCAGCCAUUUUUGUCGUCAAAUUACGAAAUUAGUGCUCUCUGCAUUUUACCAUACUUGGGCUUAACAAACGCAAUUAAAGAAUAAGUAGGUACCUUUGUACAUUCAAUUUUAUUAUUUUUCAAAUUCAUGUAAACCAUUUCUACUAACAUUUAAAUGCGCUUUGUUUAAGUGGACAAUCCUACUUUUACAUCGCAUCUACCCAGAAGAUACAGCUUUAUCCCGGAAUUCCCGCGGGAAUUUUUCCUAAACUAUUAUAAUGGCAAUUUACUUUAGAGAAACUGUUGCUCUUGCUCAUAAAUUGUGUUGAGAGUAUGACUGUUAAAUUUAUUGAAUUAUGUCUGUUUCUUACCGUUAGCUACUUUAAUGUAUGUGUGUAUGUAAGAUCUGAACACCUACCCUAUUUGUAAAUAUAUGUAUUACCAUUUGUUACGUCAAGUGUGAUAUAAUUGUAAGUAUUUUAAUAUAAGUUAAUUUGUACAAUGGA